UGCGCAUGUGUAAGAUUCAGUUCCUGUAAAAAUGGCCAGUGCGCUGAAAUUGACCUCUCAAACAGCUCACAGAGCUGUAUUGAAAACUUUAUUGACCAAAACAGCUACACCAGCUGCAGGCUCCAGUCAGAGAAACCUUCACUUCUACAUACAGGGUCGUAACAGUGAUGCAAAAUCAUCAAACGGUCAAUCGGUAACAAGGAAGUAUCCUGUGAUUGACCACACAUAUGAUGCUGUAGUCGUUGGAGCAGGUGGUGCUGGUCUCAGAGCUGCCUUUGGUCUGGCAAAUGAUGGUUUUAAAACAGCAUGUAUUACAAAGCUCUUCCCUACAAGGUCACACACAGUGGCUGCACAGGGUGGUAUCAAUGCUGCAUUGGGACACAUGGAAGAAGAUUCCUGGCAAUAUCAUUUCUAUGACACUGUGAAGGGAUCUGAUUGGCUGGGGGACCAGGAUGCCAUUCAGUACAUGUGUGAAGAAGCCCCUAAAGCUGUCAUUGAGCUGGAAAAUUAUGGCAUGCCCUUCAGUCGACUGGACAAUGGGAAGAUUUAUCAGAGAGCUUUUGGUGGUCAGAGUCUGAAGUAUGGAAAAGGUGGACAGGCCCACAGAUGUUGCUGUGUAGCUGACCGCACUGGUCACUCUCUACUUCACACACUAUACGGAAGGUCUCUGAAAUAUGAUACACAUUACUUUAUUGAAUAUUUCGCUUUGGAUUUGAUCAUGGAAGAAGGAGAGUGCCGUGGAGUUAUUGCCCUUUGUUUGGAAGAUGGUACCAUUCACCGAUUCAGAUCCAAGAACACAGUUUUAGCUACCGGUGGUUAUGGCCGUGCUUAUUUCUCCUGUACAUCAGCUCAUACCUGUACUGGAGAUGGUACUGCUAUGGUUACCAGAGCUGGACUACCUAAUGAGGAUAUGGAAUUUGUACAGUUUCAUCCUACUGGAAUCUAUGGUGCUGGCUGUCUCAUCACUGAAGGCUCACGAGGAGAGGGAGGAAUUCUGAUAAACUCUGAGGGAGAGAGAUAUAUGGAGCGUUACGCACCUACUGCUAAAGAUCUGGCUUCUCGUGAUGUGGUGUCACGUUCAAGUACUAUUGAAAUUAGAGAAGGAAGAGGAGUUGGCCCAGAUAAGGAUCAUGUAUAUCUACAGUUGUCUCAUCUAGAUCCAGAAGUAUUAAAAGCCAGACUUCCUGGUAUUUCUGAGACUGCCAUGAUCUUUGCCGGAGUUGAUGUGACAAGAGACCCAAUUCCUGUCCUUCCCACCGUACACUACAAUAUGGGUGGAGUACCCACGAACUACAAAGGACAAGCAAUCUAUGUGAAAGAUGGUGAGGAUGUAGUGGUGCCUGGUUUAUAUGCUUGUGGAGAGGCAGCAUGUGCAUCUGUACAUGGGGCCAACCGUCUUGGUGCAAACUCCCUUCUUGAUCUAGUUGUCUUUGGACGGGCAUGUGCCAACACCAUAAAAGAAGAGAAUCGACCUGGUGAACCUAUUGGAAACAUCAAGGAUAAUGCCGGUGAAGAAUCUAUUGCUAACCUCGACAAGCUCAGACACGCCAAUGGAAGCACGCCCACCGCUGAUCUUAGACUAAAGAUGCAAAAAGUAAUGCAGAACAAUGCUGCAGUUUUCCGUGACGGACCUAUCCUCAAGGAAGGAGUAGAUAAAAUGAAUGAUCUCUAUGACCAGAUGGAAGAUAUCAAGGUAUCAGACAGAGGUAUGGUGUGGAAUACAGAUCUAGUAGAGACCUUGGAACUACAAAAUCUAAUGCUGAAUGGUAUGCAGACCAUUGUAUCAGCUGAGGCAAGAAAGGAGAGUCGAGGCGCUCAUGCAAGAGAAGACUUCCAGGAACGUUUGGACGAAUAUGAUUAUGGUAAGGAUAUUGCAGGGCAGACCCCAAAACCUUUUGAUCAACAUUGGCGGAAACACACACUCUCUUAUCAGGACCACCAAACUGGAAAGGUGACACUGGAGUAUCGACGGGUAAUUGAUGAUACCCUUGACAAGGACAAAUGUGAAACCAUACCACCAGCAAUCCGUUCCUAUUAGAUCUGACCACCCUAAAAUUUCACAUUUUGAGCAGACAACAUUUUGAACAGACAUUUUGAACAGAGGUGUUUAAGUAGCUGAGCUUGGAUGGAGGGUUCAAGUAUAUCUAAAAUAUAGUGCAUAAAAUCUGAAUAUUUGGAAACAGAAGCUGCUGAUUUUACAAAUAUUGUGCAUAAUCUGAACACUGACAGUCAAAGUCCUAGUCAAAAUGCUACUUUAAUGUAAGGAUCCUUGAGAGAAAUUGAGCUUACUGGUGAUUCCUACAUACUCUGUAUUGUGGGUUACUGGAUCUGUGCCAUUCUGUUACUAUUUCAAUGUUUGGGGUGUUGAUCAAUUUACCACCAUAGCUGUAGAAUGCUACCUCGCACAGUCUUAUGAUCCAGAAACUGAGUGUGUUGUAACAGAAAACUGUCGCAGUAACAUCUCUUUUCUCAGUUUCCUAGUGAUAUCAAAAUGGAGUAACUCAGCACAUUUGAAUAGAUAAUACAAUUCUCCAAUUUUUUUUCUUAAAUUGUGAAGAACCUUAUAACAUACAUUUCAUCAAUAAAAUUGGGAUGGUGAUCAAGAAGAGAAGAAUUGACCAUUGUAAAGGAAAUGUUGUGUACAGAAAAAAUCACUAAUUCUACUCUGUAAUUAACAUGUAUCCUAAAUUAUUUGAUGUCCAUUUUCGAGACAUUUGAUGUCAUUUCUUCCAGGGUUGUAUAAGGCUGCUGUGUUAACUUCAAUCACAUCAAAAUCUUUCAUCUUUAUGGUGCGAUUCACUCUGCUGUGGACAGAUAGUAAUAUAUUGUUUGUAUAUUUAUGAGAAAGAGAAUGCAAGCUUUCUUAGACUUUGUAAAUAAAUUAUGUCUUGUGGUCUUUAGUGCUUAUUUUAUCAAUUCACAAAAAGAUUCAUAUUAAUUAAAUAAUUCAUUUGUAAA
This is a messenger RNA of Ylistrum balloti, 2958 nucleotides long. RefSeq names its product succinate dehydrogenase [ubiquinone] flavoprotein subunit, mitochondrial-like. The transcript is spliced from 16 exons. NCBI's taxonomy places the organism in Eukaryota, Metazoa, Mollusca, Bivalvia, Pectinida, Pectinidae. Gene Ontology annotation, biological process: tricarboxylic acid cycle; mitochondrial electron transport, succinate to ubiquinone. Bases 32 to 2038 code for a protein of 668 amino acids. The record is from RefSeq and is a predicted model, not a curated record. Gene Ontology annotation, molecular function: succinate dehydrogenase (quinone) activity; flavin adenine dinucleotide binding; electron transfer activity.